Messenger RNA from Chelonus insularis, 904 nucleotides. RefSeq lists its product as uncharacterized. The record is from RefSeq and is a predicted model, not a curated record. The transcript has 5 exons. Lineage: Eukaryota; Metazoa; Arthropoda; Insecta; Hymenoptera; Braconidae. The coding region runs from base 86 to 829 and encodes 247 amino acids.
GUCGAGUCCUUGACUGCACUAACUAUAUAAAGUGAAACCGUCGACUAGUAAGACUUGAUACUCAUUCAUUUUUGUUAGAGUCAAGAUGAUGCUCAAACUUUUUAUCUUCAUCGCACUAUGCGUGUCACUUACUAUAACUCAAGAUAUUAGUUUACCUACCUCAGUGAAAACGUGUAAACGAAAUUCAGAUGACUAUUCGUCGUGUCUUAGGCUGGCAAUUCAAGAGUCAUGGCCACUCUUUGUGCAAGGUAUUCCUGCUUUAAAUAUGCCUCCAUUGGAUCCUCUUUCAACGGAUUUCAUGAUGAACGAUUUCAAUUUUGAUGGAGUAUCUGGAAAGUUUGUAGUGCGCAAUGCUAAAUCUUACGGAUUAGCAAGGACCCGUUUCUUGUCAGUACGACCAGCACAUGCUGGUGCUCGUUUUAAGCUUGAAAUUGACAUGGAAAUUCCUACAAUUUUCGUGGAAGGAGGUUUCAAGUCUGAUGGAAAAGUUGGAUCCUUCAAUGUUGUUGCAACCAAAGGACAUUUCAACAUCAGUAUGGAAGAUCUCCGUGCUACUUUGAAGUUGGAAGGUCCAGUAGUGAAUGAUAGAUGGGAAGUUCAAACAUUCUCAUUUAUGCCAGAGGUUGGCAAGAUGAAAAUUUGGGCUAGUGAUUUGUUCAAUGGCAAUGAAGAACUUAAUAAAGCCGCACUUACCUUCAUAAAUGAAUUCUGGAAAGUCCUGUAUGAAGGAAUGUUACCUACUGUUUCAAAAACUUGGAACAAUUACUGGAGAGAUUUUGUUAACGAAUAUAUUUUCUCAAAAAUUUCAUUUUCGAAAACUUUUCCUUGAACAAAUGUUAUUUUUUUGAUUUUAUAUACAUUUAAUUUGUAAAAAAUAAAUAUACUGUUAUUAUAUUAUGACCCA